AUGGCCGACACCCCGACUCGGUCUGAGGCCGACAACCUCAAGAGCUUCUCGUGUCUGAGCUGUCGCCAGCGAAAGGUCAAAUGUGACCGCCGCGCUCCGUGCAUCAACUGCGUAAAGGCAGAGCGGGCAUGCAGCUUCGUCGCGCCGGUGCGUGGCAAGAGGAAGCGGACGAAGCCGCCAAAGGAGACGCUGCAUGCGCGGGUGAAGCGGUAUGAGGAGAUGCUCAAGGCGUAUGGAGCCAAGAUUGAGCCUUGUGAGGAUGGAGAAGGAUCCGAGUCGGAGAUGGAAAGCGGCAGCGGGAACGGUACCCCUGAGAUGGGGGGCGACGUUGUGCCGCUGAAGUUGCAGACUGGUCGUGCGAAUGAGGAGAAGCCCAAGUUUAUCAUGAAAGAGGGAGCAUCGAGAUAUUUCGAUAGGUAUCCAGACGGCAAUCUGGACGAGUCGGGGCUCUUCUUUGAGCCAGAGAGCGAAAAGAUUGAAUCGCUUGUCAAACUCCAUCUCUCAACGCCACUGCUGUCGAGGCUCAGAGACAUUUACAAAGACCGCGUCGACCCGAUGAUGAAGAUUCUGCAUCUCCCGACGUUCUGGGUUACCAUGACAAACGCACUGCAGCGACCUCUCGAGAUGCCCAAGGGCUUGCAAUCGCUCGUCUUUGCGUGGUAUCUCGUCGCAAUCAGCUCGCUCAAGGAAGAAGAGGCACAGAAUCUGUUCGGAGUGCCAUUGUCAGCCAUUAUGAAACGCUAUCGAGUUGCCACACGACAGGCCUUGGUCAAUGCCAGAUUCCUGUCGACUUCAAACCUCAUGACUCUUCAAGCCUUUUCCAUCUUUACGAUCUGCGUCAGAAAUGUGUACCGCUGCGACACCCUCUACAUCCUCUCUGGCGUCGCCAUCCGCCUUGCCCGUAAAAUGGGCCUCCAUCGCGACGGCACAUUCCUUGGCCUCUCGCCCUUUGAGACGGAGAUGCGGCGUCGUCUCUGGUGGCAUCUGGCGCACGUCGACUGUCGGACGGCAGACGUCAUGGGCACGAAGCCCUCUCCCGAGAUAUCCAGCGGCGACGUGAAGUUGCCCAUCAACAUCGACGAUGACGAGCUAUAUCCCGAAAUGACCUCGUUCCCAAAGGAGCGCAACGGCAUCACGGCGGUAACUCUGUGUCUGCUCAAGUGCGAGGUUAUGGAGACGCUGUGCAAGUUUGCCAAGGUCUAUCCCACCGAUCUGCGCUGGGAGAUGCUCUACAAUCCAGAGAUCUCCCUGGCGGGAAAGGACAGAAUCAUCGAAGCGGUGGAGGAUCAUCUGGAAAGAAAGUACUUGCGGUACUGCGACCCGUCGAGCCCCCUGGACACCUUCAUCUCCAUCAUGGCGCGGUCGGCAGUCUGCAAAAUGAGGCUGUUCGCACACAAUGUACGACAGUUUGCACAUCUGUCGGCAAAAGCCUCUCAAGAGGACCACGACGUCUCCUUCUUCAACGCCAUGAAGCUGCUCGAGUAUGCCAACUUGAUUCAAGGAGGACACAUGGGCCUGGACAAGUUCACGUGGCAGAUAGGCACCAGCUAUCUCUGGAACACGAUGCUGUAUCUUCUCAUCGAGGUUCGCGCGCGCAAGGCUCGGCCCGAGGUCGACAAGGCGUGGAAGUUGAUUGGCGUUGUCUUUGAGCGCUGCCCUCAGGUGUUGGAGGAGUUUAACGGGUCCGUCUAUGUCGCCCUGGGCAAAUGGACCCUCGAGGUCUGGAACUCUUACGUCGCUGCAUCAAAGGAAGAGGGCCUUCCGGAGCCAGUCGCACCGCAGUAUAUUCACGAUAUCCGAGAAUGGCAGCGGCUCAAGAAGGAGUCGGAAGCGAGGGCGAGACGCGACAAGGCGGAGGCAAGGCCCAUGACGCGGAAUCCGUCUGUCCAUGACAAGUUUUCGUAUGCGGAUUAUCUGGAAGGGGGGUUUUCGGACGUUCAGUAUUUCCCGAACCUGCUGUCGUUUGAGACGGAUCCGAACCAGUGGAUGCAGUGGGAGCAGAUGGUGGCAGAGCAGGCGGGCUUCUAA
Trichoderma reesei QM6a is the source of this 2028-nucleotide messenger RNA. RefSeq lists its product as uncharacterized. Gene Ontology annotation, molecular function: zinc ion binding; DNA binding; DNA-binding transcription factor activity, RNA polymerase II-specific. Bases 1 to 2028 code for a protein of 675 amino acids. The transcript has 3 exons. NCBI's taxonomy places the organism in Eukaryota, Fungi, Ascomycota, Sordariomycetes, Hypocreales, Hypocreaceae. The record is from RefSeq and is a predicted model, not a curated record. Gene Ontology annotation, biological process: DNA-templated transcription; regulation of DNA-templated transcription.